Molecule: messenger RNA, 453 nt
Organism: Rangifer tarandus platyrhynchus (Svalbard reindeer)
Lineage: Eukaryota; Metazoa; Chordata; Mammalia; Artiodactyla; Cervidae
Source: the annotation of a GenBank genome assembly
AUGUUGUUGAGCCUGGAAGGGCGCUCGUCUCGGAGGACGCGGCCUCCUUUAGAAGGGCGCUCGUCUUGGGGGACGCGGCCUCCUUUAGAAGGGCGCUCGUCUCGGAGGACGCAGCCCCCUUUAGAAGGGCGCUCGUCUCGGAGGACGCAGCCUCCUGUGGCAGCAGCUUUGUCAGGCUUCGAGAGCGGCCCUCGCUGCCGACGUGCGUUCUCUCCUGGAGCCAGCCGCGCCCAGCCCUGCGCGGCGUCCUGUGGCCUCACCAGCACCAGGGGGCUUCCGGCAGCCCGCGGCGCCGGCUGGGACGGAGCUGUUCUGAGUGACGGGUCCAGCGUCACAGCUGGGGCUCCCGGGGUUGGUUUGGGUUUUCCUGUGGACCUGCCGGGCCCUGCUUCCCGCGGCCGGUCCCGGCAGUGUUGCCAGCUGACUGCUGCCUCUCACUGCUGCGUUGCUUAG